AUGUUACUUGUCCGUCGUCACCGCCUGUGCCUGACUACCCUAGCGCGUGUCCGCUUCCAGACUGUCUUAAAACCGACCUCACUCCAGAUUAAAUCCUCAUCCCGUGCAUCCCCAUCAAUCACGAAAACUACCCUGGAAUUGUGUUCGGCCCACUCUGGACCGACAAUGAUCAACGCUGGCUCACCAACUUCCUCCGUAUGA
Molecule: messenger RNA, 201 nt
Organism: Bipolaris oryzae ATCC 44560
Lineage: Eukaryota; Fungi; Ascomycota; Dothideomycetes; Pleosporales; Pleosporaceae
Exons: 1
Coding region: 1-201 (66 amino acids)
Source: RefSeq, a predicted model, not a curated record